AUGAAACAACAUUAUCAACUUCUUGAUCUUGAUUGUAACGUUUUAUUGUAUGAUUUGAUCAUUCCAUUUCUUGAUGAUGCUUCAUGGUUAUCAUUCGGAUUGUCAUGCAGAUAUUUGUAUGAACAAUUGGUGAAGAAUCCAGAAAUUUGGGAAGCGAAAAUGAAGGCUUUGGAUCAUCAAGUAGAGAAACAAGUGAAACAGGCAUCUUAUUUGAGUCAUUUCAAUGAAAACGAUCACUCAAUCAUUUGUGAUAAUUUUAUAAGAGGUUAUUGGCAAUUUAGAAACCGAAUGUUUCAACGUUUGGAUUCGAAUAAUUGUUUACUGGAUACAUGUAUGGAUGAAGUUGUUGCUCCACAUUUGCAUAAAUGGAAGAAAAAUGUUCUCCAGUUAAAUGAUAACAAGACAAGGAUGAAAGCUCGUUCAAUGAUAUUGAAAUUGCAGUAUAUUUCAUUCAGGAAGUUUGUAUUUUGUAAAAUGAAUCAUACGUCAUACAAGACGAUACAUAAUGAUGUUGCUACUCAUUUGAAUCAUUCGGUCAUGGCCUCCAAUGAUGGUUUUUGGAAGUCAUAUUUUGUCAAUUAUGCAAUUCAGCAAAAUGUCGUUGAGUGUUGGUCAAUUUUAUUAACCAAAUUUAGCAAAGAAGUCGACACCAAUGCUUGGAGUAUUUUAGUGGGUGUUAAAAGUAAUGUACCUGACUCUACAGAACCGUUAGAGACCUAUACGAGAUUUGGUUACUGUGUAAAAUCUAAUGCUCCUGUUCUCCAUGGAAAAACCUCUUAUCAAGUAUCAACAGCUAACAAAGAAGGGCAAUUGAUUGGAUUCAAAUCUCGAGUUCGAGGAAGUAAUAUCGACCUUCAUGUGUAUUUAGCGGAUGGUAAAGUACAUCGUGUGGAAUAUUCAGAGUAUGCAGGUAGCACUUGUCGGCCUGUCGUUUCAGUAGUGUGUGGAAGACAUGUGGUAAGCGUUUUGCCUUGGGAUGGAAAUCCAAACACUUUGAAAAUGAACGACAGAAUGAUAAUGUGA
This is a messenger RNA of Naegleria fowleri, 1023 nucleotides long. RefSeq lists its product as uncharacterized. Lineage: Eukaryota; Heterolobosea; Eutetramitea; Acrasida; Naegleriidae. The transcript has a single exon. The record is from RefSeq and is a predicted model, not a curated record. Bases 1 to 1023 code for a protein of 340 amino acids.